AUUCGUUAAAUUUUUGAGCCAAAAAUCUAAAAUCAACAAAAGCAAAAGUGAAAACUGAAAAGUUUAGACAGCGAGUCUGCGUUUUCGUAAAAGUUUCUUAUAAAUUUGAAUAAAUUGCGGUUUAUAUCGAGAAUUUAAAUACCUGGCAGAAAUGACGAAACUAGACGAAUUGGAAGACAGUUCGAACGAUAUACCAAUUCCGGCCGCAACGCCCGAAAUAUACCGAGAUGAUUUGAAGAAACUGACGAAAAACAUCAAAGAUGAUAUGAAACUCAAAGGUCCGAAUUACAAAUGGAGCUUGAACGAUUUCUACAUCGGUACGCCUAUGGGAAGAGGUAAAUUCGGUCGUGUUUAUUUAGCCAAAGAACGAAAUACCGGUUACAUCGUCGCUAUAAAAUUACUCAUCAAAUCCGAACUACUCAAGCACAAUAUGCAACACCAAGUCUUGAGAGAAAUCGAAAUACAGACUCAUUUAAGCCAUCCCAACAUCCUGCCUUUGCUAACUUACUUCAGUGACGAUAAACGAAUAUAUCUAGUGUUGGAAUUCGCAGCCAAAGGAGAACUCUACCGUUACUUGCAAAACCAACCGCAUCAUCGUUUAACCGAAGAAGUAUCCGCCAAGUUCAUCGAUCAAGUCGCCGAUGCGAUCGAUUACUGCCACCGAAAUCGCGUCAUUCAUCGUGAUAUUAAACCGGAAAAUUUACUUUUACUAGCCAACGGCGAUAUUAUGUUAGCUGAUUUCGGCUGGUCGGUUCACGCACCUUCUAGUAAACGAAAAACUAUGUGCGGUACUGUCGAUUACCUGCCUCCUGAGAUGAUCGAAAAUCGCACCUAUAACGAGAAAGUUGAUCAUUGGUGUGUUGGAGUUUUAUGUUACGAAUUUAUCGUCGGUAAACCACCCUUUGAAACGAAUAGCCAGAGUGCUACUUUCGAUCGUAUUAAGAAAAUUGAUGUACAUUAUCCUUCUUUUAUGAGCAGUCUCGCUAAGGAUCUGAUUUCCAAAUUGCUCAAGUAUAAUCCUAACGAAAGAUUACCAAUGCACGAUGUUAGGAAUCACGAAUGGAUACUCACUAAGAAACCCAAGGCCCCAAUUAGUUUGUAAAUUUUUUUAUCACGAUAAUCGCUCUUUUUAAAACAUUUUAUUUUAAUCGUACACGUGAAUUUAGUGUCGUUUUGCUAGUUAUAUAUGUAUCAUAUUUUGAAUAAUUAAAAUCCCAUUAUUUUUAUG
Molecule: messenger RNA, 1228 nt
Organism: Planococcus citri (citrus mealybug)
Lineage: Eukaryota; Metazoa; Arthropoda; Insecta; Hemiptera; Pseudococcidae
Product: aurora kinase C-like
Exons: 2
Coding region: 152-1102 (316 amino acids)
Biological process (GO): protein phosphorylation; regulation of cytokinesis; mitotic spindle organization
Cellular component (GO): spindle midzone; kinetochore; spindle microtubule
Molecular function (GO): ATP binding; protein kinase activity
Source: RefSeq, a predicted model, not a curated record